Molecule: messenger RNA, 1227 nt
Organism: Cydia pomonella (codling moth)
Lineage: Eukaryota; Metazoa; Arthropoda; Insecta; Lepidoptera; Tortricidae
Exons: 3
Coding region: 227-595 (122 amino acids)
Source: RefSeq, a predicted model, not a curated record
AUUUUGAAUAAAUAUUUAAGUAUGUGAGUAGUGUGCAAUGUGUCAUUUUUUAAGGUGGUCUAGACGAGGUUCCGAUCCUACUUACGCCAUGCGUGCACCUGAUUGUUAAAGUUGAACUGCCCUGACUAUUAUUGCAAAUACGAUUCCCCUAUAAAAGCCUUUUAUAGUUUAAUGUUACCUCAGUAUCAAGUUACCAGACGUACAUUUGACUUCAAAAAAUUACAUUAUGAGCUGUAAAUUCUUGAUCGUUUUCAGUGUCCUACUUAUAAUAUUUAACAGCCAAGUGAGAUCCGAAACUAAAGCGAAGACAGAAGAGAAAUCAGAUGCUGGAAAACCAGUCAUAGAUCGUUCCUCUGCACACCACCACCCCCACGACCCCACGUUUCACGGCUUCUGGAAAAAGAAGUUCGUGUGGCGUCCACGAUGGGUGAAAACUUGGCAAGAGAAGAAAGUCUACGUCGCUGUGUGGAAGCGGAUGUGGGGGCCCGUGGAGGUCAAGGAGUGGGUGCCGGUGCCGAAGCCUCCCCCGGGGUGGAUCAAACAUGACGUCAGCUCCUACGUCGUCAAAACGCAUCCCCAUGUUACCAAUAAAUAGACAAAGCCAAUGAUAGUCCGCUUUCAAAAAAAUGCUGUGCCAAAACAGAAGUGAAACAUCGUAUGUGCAACACGUGACCGCAUAGCCCCGUGCCGUUUGAGUCUCCCGCUACGCUUAAGAUUCUAAACUUCAACCACUUGCUAGGCCUGUUAUGCGGCGACAUUUGUAAACAAUGAGGAGUCAAUAACACCGCAUAAAGGGCCAUAAAAAUCCUCAUGCGUACUUCUACGAAGUUAAUGUUAAAAAAUCGAAGUAGCCACAAAGUAGUUACUUUUGAGACUCAAAAUCAGCAAUUGCACGAUUAACUUAAAAUAGAUUUAAUCAUAGUGUAUAACCGUGUUAACACUUGGAAGUAGGUAUGUUUGUUAAGGAGGUAGCUGUAAUAACUUAUUUUUAUUUGUAAGUAUUUGUUUGUUAUUUAUUGCACAGCGAAAAUUGCGAAACAUUAAUUGCGAAGGUUUGUCACAUGAAAGUGUUUUUUAGAUUAAUGUAUCAUAUAUAGGUAGGUGCUACUGCUACCUACCUUAUAGGAUGAUAUAAGUCAAUAAAAAUAAUUUUAUAUUCGACCGUUUUUCAAUUUCCUGACUAAGUGCAAGUAGUAAGUGGUGUAGUGUUGUGUUCCUGUCGGUGAG